Thalassophryne amazonica is the source of this 11705-nucleotide messenger RNA. RefSeq lists its product as uncharacterized. Gene Ontology annotation, molecular function: actin filament binding. NCBI's taxonomy places the organism in Eukaryota, Metazoa, Chordata, Actinopteri, Batrachoidiformes, Batrachoididae. Gene Ontology annotation, cellular component: actin cytoskeleton. The record is from RefSeq and is a predicted model, not a curated record. Gene Ontology annotation, biological process: actin filament organization.
GAAAACAUCCACCGCAGAAUGCGAAGCAGCGCAGAGUAGAAACGCUGCUACGAUCAACCCAGUCUGACGCCAUGGAUCCGACGGCGUGACAGCCGAGUGGAUGGCGCCUUUCAAGUUGGAAAACGGCUUUGUGCACGACGUGAGAGGCGUGAAAACGAUCUUAACGCCAAUGAAAGCGGUGUCACUUGUUAGGUGAAGAGCGGAGACAGAGAGGGGCCAAAGCGGCGGACGUUCCGCCCGAUGGAGGUUGUCGGGACGGGGCUGCAGACAGCACAAGGCCCGGAAUACCACCUGUGAAACGUCCGCAGCUCGCAAGACUACCACAUCAAAAGGAGAAACCAGCAAUUAUUUGUAUGCACUUUGGACAAGUUGCCUGGAAAAAAAAGUUAGCGAACAUUAGCUACGGGAGCCGAGAUGAGCGUUAACGUACCUGACAGGUGAACGACGCCACCGGACUCGUCGUUCUACGGAUGAGUUCACUUUACAAAGUUCACCUGUUUCCCGUGGGAAUUAACAGUGUGUAUAUUAUUUAAAAGAGAGAGUCUUUUUUUUUUUUUUUUUUUGGCAGCAUUUUUCAGCAAGUGUCGCGUUUUUUGCUUUUUCCCCCCACCAGUCAUGUCAUUCAAAGAGAACGCCUGUCGGAAAUUUCAAGCUAAUAUUUUUAACAAAAGUAAAUGUCAGAACUGCUUUAAGCCCAGAGAGUCGCAUUUGCUGAACGACGAAGACUUAAAUCAGGCAAAACCUAUAUAUGGAGGAUGGUUGCUGCUGGCACCAGAGGGGACAAAUUUUGAGAAUCCUUUACACAGAUGUCGGAAAUGGCAAAGGCGGUUCUUUAUCCUUUACGAGCACGGCUUACUGCGCUAUGCUUUGGACGAAAUGCCAAGCACUCUGCCCCAGGGUACAAUCAACAUGAACCAGUGCUCCGAUGUCAUAGACGGAGAAUCCAGGACGGGUCAGAAGAACUCUCUCUGCAUCCUAACCCCUGACAAAGAGCACUUCAUACGGGCAGAGUGCAAGGAAAUCAUCAACGGGUGGCAGGAGGCUCUGACUGUCUACCCGCGGACCAACAAACAGAACCACAAGAAAAAGCGCAAAGUCGAUCCACCUACUCAACAGGAACCUGGUCCAGCCAAGGUGACUGUGACCAGCAGCGGCGGUGGUGGCGGCGUGCCCUGCCGCUCCAAUAGCAUCGCCACCGCCGAGCGAGUCCCGAUGAGCCGGGCCAGCCUGUGGCAGGAAGAGGCUCGCUGGAGCCGCACCACCAUCCCCUGCAGCCGCAGCGCCUCCUGUCUGAGCCAGCUGUCCCAGAGCCAGCCAGAAUCCACUGUCACCACCCAGGAUGAUAGCGGCUCUGUGAGGACUGGACGCAAGGUCCGAGUGGAGAGCGGUUACUUCUCCCUGGAGAAAACCAAGUCAGAACCUUCCACACAACCUGUACAUCCACCCCAGUACCUCCCCUUGUCCUCCUCUGCGUCAUCGUCGUCCUCUUUAGGGGCUGCUACCUACAGGUACAACCCUGAGCCAGAACCCCCGACCUCUCCUCUUCACCCCUCCCCAGAUCCCCUUCCUUCUGCAGGUGGGCUCGCCUCCCCCAGCUACUCCACCGUCAGCUCCUCCCAGAGCUCGCUGGAGUCUGAGCCCAGCAGUACCGCCCCGACGUGGGAGAGGUGUGGCAGCAGCGAGGGGAGCGCCGGCGGUGUGGGCGGGGCAGGAGGUCAAACGAGCCGGCGUGGCAGGGAGUACGCCGUGCUGUCUGACGUGCCACGGGCUCGCCGUUUGACUUAUCGCGAAGCUUUUCGUUCUGACAAAAAGCGCCAGGAGCUGAGGGUGCGCACGCGGAGUCCCGGCAGGGAGGAGGUGGCUCGGCUGUUUGGGGAGGAGCGCAGACGUUCACAAAUCAUUGGACGCUUCGAGGAGGGUCAACACGAAGAGCUUAUGGACACGACCAGCUUCAGUGAGCCGUCCUCUAACACCGCUCUAAUACAGAGAGAAGGUCGCAGCGAGAGGCGCUAUCUAGCUAACAAACACGAGCUGUCCCUCGAUGCCGGCAAAGAGCGCUCGCUGACCGACGCGUCCAGCUCCACUUUUGCGAAUCUAAGAAGAGCGAAGUCUCUGGACCGCAGAGUCACGGAGUCCUCAAUGACUCCAGAUCUGCUGAACUUCAAAAAGGGAUGGAUGACCAAGCUGUAUGAUGAUGGAAUGUGGAAGAAACACUGGUUUGUCCUCACAGACCAGAGCCUGAGGUACUACAAGGACUCUAUAGCUGAAGAGGCUUCUGACAUGGAUGGUGAGAUUGACCUUUCCACAUGUUACGAUGUCAAAGAGUUCCCCGUCCAGAGGAACUACGGCUUCCAAAUCCUGUGUAAAGAGGGAGCGUGCACACUGUCCGCCAUGACCUCCGGAAUCCGACGCAACUGGAUUCAGGCCAUCAUGAAGAACGUGCGACCCACUAUCACCCCCGAUGUCACCCGAUCCCUGCCUGAGGAGACAGUAAAAGCCCAAGUGAUGUUGGAGCCUUGUCCGCCGCCCACCUGUGAGCUUGUGCCCAGUCCUGAAGGCCCCAAGACUGAAGUUCACACACAGCUGGCAAGCAGUCAGGCCUUUGUACCUCCCUGUGAGCCACGGAAAAGCCGUGUUCGUGAGCGUAGACGAGAGGGCCGCUCCAAGACCUUGGACUGGGCUGAGUUCAAAAUGGAGCACAACGAAAAGCCUGCGAAGGAACGAGCAGAUACAGUCGACUUCAGCUCAUCAUUGUCUAGAACUUCAUCCUGUUGUUCUCCCUCCUCUUCUCCUUCCUCGUUAGCGUCCUCUCCUGGCUCUACCUCCUCCCUCCAAACUUCCUCUGCAUCAGGUGCUCAGCCAGCUUCCGGGACCACUGCAGGGGAAGCCGAAAAAGAGGAUGUAAGGAGAAGUGUCAGUGCAGACCACACGCCAAAUACUGUUACGGUUAUCACCAGCAGCAGGCCGAACGCUGCAUCAGAGGUCCAGUCACCGGCACCUGAAGAUCACGAUCAAGGACGGAUGGAGGUUGAGCACCUGGGAGCAAUGCUGACCGCCAGCGAUGGUAGGGACUGCCAAAGCUCCGAUGUCCAGGAGGAGAUUGAGCAAAGAUGGCAUCAGGUGGAAACAACGCCAUUAAGAGAAGAGAAGCAAGUGCCCAUCGCCACGACGGUGGGAAACUCAAACAACUCUGACAGGCUGCCCGCACACGAACUAGCUGCACUGCUGGACAAAGAGUUGGGACAGAAGCAAAAGGAGUUGGACCAACUGCAGAAGCAGAACAACCUUCUGAAAGAGCAGUUAGAAGACGCACUGGGGAGGGAGCAAAGUGCCAGGGAGGGCUACGUGCUGCAGUCCACGUGUGAACGUGGCUUUGCAGCAAUGGAAGAAACACACCAGAAGGUAGUUGAAGAUCUCCAGCGGCAGCAUCAGAGGGAGAUUUCCAAACUUAUGGAAGAGCGAGAGAGACUAUUGGCUGAGGAGACGGCUGCCACAAUUGCUGCUAUUGAAGCCAUGAAAAAUGCACACAAGGAGGAACUGGAGAAGACCCAGCGGUCCCAGCUGAGCGGGCUGAACUCUGACAUAGAUGAGCUUCGACUACAGUAUGAGGAGGAGCUGCGAUCCAUCCACAGGGAGCUGGAGGUGCUGUCAGAGCAGUACUCCCAGAAAUGCCUGGAGAACGCUCACCUGGCCCAGGCGCUGGAGGCCGAGAGGCAGGCCCUCAGGCAGUGUCAGCGCGAGAACCAGGAACUCAACGCUCACAACCAGGAAUUAAAUAAUCGCCUGACCACAGAGAUCACCCGCAUGCGUUCCUGUUUCAGUGGUGAAACGUCGUUGUCGCCAACACAGGGCAAAGACGUGUACGAGCUGGAGGUUUUGUUGCGAAUUAAGGAGUCAGAGAUUCAGUAUCUUAAACAGGAAAUCCAUUCAUUGAAGGAUGAACUGCAGUCUGCACUAAGGGACAAGAAAUACGCCACAGACAAAUACAAAGACAUUUACACAGAGCUCAGCAUCGUGAAAGCAAAAGCCGACUGUGACAUCAGCAAACUGAAAGAGAAGCUACUGUUGGCGACGGAGGUGCUCGGGGAGAGAACCGUCGACGGAAAGAUCACCUCUGGAUACGCAGCGGCGGUGGGUGGCGGCGUGCCCUGCCGCUCCAAUAGCAUCGCCACCGCCGAGCGAGUCCCGAUGAGCCGGGCCAGCCUGUGGCAGGAAGAGGCUCGCUGGAGCCGCACCACCAUCCCCUGCAGCCGCAGCGCCUCCUGUCUGAGCCAGCUGUCCCAGAGCCAGCCAGAAUCCACUGUCACCACCCAGGAUGAUAGCGGCUCUGUGAGGACUGGGACGCAAGUCCGAGUGGAGAGCGGUUACUUCUCCCUGGAGAAAACCAAUGGGCUCGCCUCCCCCAGCUACUCUCCACCGUCAGCUCCUCCCCGAAGCUCGCUGGAGUCUGAGCCCAGCAGUACCGCCCCGACGUGGGAGAGGUGUGGCAGCAGCGAGGGGAGCGCCGGCGGUGUGGGCGGGGCAGGAGGUCAAACGAGCCGGCGUGGCAGGGAGUACGCCGUGCUGUCUGACGUGCCACGGGAGCUGUCCCUCGAUGCCGGCACAGAGCGCUCGCUGACCGACGCGUCCAGCUCCACUUUUGCGAAUCUAAGAAGAGCGAAGUCUCUGGACCGCAGAGUCACGGAGGUCCUCAAUGACUUGGAAGAACACUGGUUUGUCCUCACAGACCAGAGCCUGAGGUACUACAAGGACUCUAUAGCUGAAGAGGCUUCUGACAUGGAUGGUGAGAUUGACCUUUCCACAUGUUACGAUGUCAAAGAGUUCCCCGUCCAGAGGAACUACGGCUUCCAAAUCCUGUGUAAAGAGGGAGCGUGCACACUGUCCGCCAUGACCUCCGGAAUCCGACGCAACUGGAUUCAGGCCAUCAUGAAGAACGUGCGACCCACUAUCACCCCCGAUGUCACCCGGAAAAACAUCUCUCUGAAACUGUCGGUUUUGAAGCCCAGAUCCCUGCCUGAGGAGACAGUAAAAGCCCAAGUGAUGUUGGAGCCUUGUCCGCCGCCCACCUGUGAGCUCGUGCCCAGUCCUGAAGGCCCCAAGACUGAAGUUCACACACAGCUGGCAAGCAGUCAGGCCUUUGUACCUCCCUGUGAGCCACGGAAAAGCCGUGUUCGUGAGCGUAGACGAGAGGGCCGCUCCAAGACCUUGGACUGGGCUGAGUUCAAAAUGGAGCACAACGAAAAGCCUGCGAAGGAACGAGCAGAUACAGUCGACUUCAGCUCAUCAUUGUCUAGAACUUCAUCCUGUUGUUCUCCCUCCUCUUCUCCUUCCUCGUUAGCGUCCUCUCCUGGCUCUACCUCCUCCCUCCAAACUUCCUCUGCAUCAGGUGCUCAGCCAGCUUCCGGGACCACUGCAGGGGAAGCCGAAAAAGAGGAUGUAAGGAGAAGUGUCAGUGCAGACCACACGCCAAAUACUGUUACGGUUAUCACCAGCAGCAGGCCGAACGCUGCAUCAGAGGUCCAGUCACCGGCACCUGAAGAUCACGAUCAAGGACGGAUGGAGGUUGAGCACCUGGGAGCAAUGCUGACCGCCAGCGAUGGUAGGAAGGACUGCCAAAGCUCCGAUGUCCAGGAGGAGAUUGAGCAAAGAUGGCAUCAGGUGGAAACAACGCCAUUAAGAGAAGAGAAGCAAGUGCCCAUCGCCACGACGGUGGGAAACUCAAACAACUCUGACAGGCUGCCCGCACACGAACUAGCUGCACUGCUGGACAAAGAGUUGGGACAGAAGCAAAAGCAGUUGGACCAACUGCAGAAGCAGAACAACCUUCUGAAAGAGCAGUUAGAAGACGCACUGGGGAGGGAGCAAAGUGCCAGGGAGGGCUACGUGCUGCAGAGUACAACACCCUCUUCCACUUCACUGCACAGAGUGUCGUGGCAACACUUGCACAAGCUCAACCAAGACUUACAAGGCGAAUUGGAGACCCAAAAACGAAAACAGGACCUUGCCCAGCAGCAGAUUCGGACAUUAAAGAGAAGCUACACCGAAGCCCAGGAUGCCGUAGACCGUCAUGAGGUUGAUAUUCAGGCUUUACAAGCCAAACUUGCAUCGGCAAUGGCUGAAAUCUUGGCUGGUGAGCAGGCUGUGGCCCGUAUGCGUAAUGAGCUCCGAUUAGAACAAGAACGUUCAAAAGAACAACAAGAGGAAUUUGGACAUAGUGAGACCACCCUAAGGGCCCAGCUGAAGGAGAGCGAGGAUAGACUGCGUGAGGUAGAGGCCAGUCUUUUAGAGAGGAACCAGGUUCUUCGGCACCUGGAGCGCCAACAGGCCCUGCAGCGGGACCACAUGAAAGAGGUAAAAAGACUCCAGGAGAGGUUGCAAGAAGUGACUGCCAGACUGAAUGCUACUGAAGAGGGUCAAACUCUGAAGGAGGAGCGUUUGAAGGAAGAGCAGCGUAGUUUACAAGAGAGACAUGAAAGGGAACGACAGAAUCUAUGUAGAAAAUUGGCCGAAGCCGUAUCUGCACAGAAGGAGAUGGAGGACAGGCUGCUUGAAGCUGAGCAGCAGGUUGAGGCCUUGUUGAGAGGGAGACAAGCUUCAGGAGGAAAGGAACACAGGGAGGAAGUGAUGAAGCUACAAGAGGAACUGGCCCAAAAGACUAAUAUGGUUGAGACACUGAGGGACAGUGUCCGCAGACUUGAGGAAGAGAAAAGUCAUCUCACUUGCCGGUGUCAGGAGCUGCUUAACCAGAUUGCAGAGGCAGACCAUGAGGUGAACAAGCUCCGCAGUCAUUUGGAAACCGAAGAAGCCAAGUACAACACUCUUGAGCAUUCGUAUGAGAGAGCGUCUGAAGAGUUUCAGAAAAUGAGUCAGUUCCUCAGAGAAAAAGAGGAUGAGAUCUGCCAGACUAAGGAGAUGUAUGAAAGGUUGGUGGAACGCAAAGAAGAAGACCUAAAAGAGUCACUUGUUAAGAUGGCUGCACUUGGCAACAGCUUGGAGGAAACUGAACAGAAGUUGCAAGUGAAGGAGGAGCGUCUUUGUCAGAUGAGUCAAAGUCUCUUAGAUAAGGCUGAACCCUGCAGAGCUGAAAAGGAUCUCCAAGCCAAGCUUGUGGUCGCAGAGGACCGGAUAGCAGAAUUGGAGCUACACCUUCAUGCUCUGCAGCUUGGGUACGCUGACCUACACACCGAAAGGCAACGAACACUAGAACAGAACAUGAAAAGGAGGACUGAAACAUCAGCCUCCUCAUCACCAAACACAGAACUCUCACUUUCAAUCAGGAACACCAGCAUGACGCAGAACUCCCCAGAUGAUAAAGAGUGUCAAUCUAAGAGACCAAGAAUACAGUUUUCUAGUAUUCAGUGCCAAAAAUUCUUGAGCUUAGAAGGUGUGGACUCUGUAGAUUCAGGCCAAAAAGAAGGUGGAAAUGAAGAUGUUCAUCCAGCUGAAGGAAGCAUCUCAUCUGAUAUCACCUUGCCUCACAAAACUGACCCAGAGAAAUUUAUCUCCAUCAUACAUGCCCUAGAAACUAAGCUGCUGGUCACCGAGGAAAAGCUAAGAAACCUUACGCAGAAUAUAGAGGAGCAACAAUCUUUCCAAGAUGUGCCCAAGAUUGGACUAACGAUGACCGAUAGGUCCUGUGCAGAGAAAGAGUUGAGUUGUGGAAUUGGCUUUCAGAUGAUUGCUGCCAAUAAGCACUACGCCAAUGCCCUCUUGUGUUUAGAAAGUAGCCAAGAGAAAGUCAAAGCUAUUCUCAGUGGCUCUCAUGAUACUGCUGACUCACAGUUGGACUCGUUGUCUGAGAUAGAGAAUGAACUGUUCAAUGCGUCCCUGUACCUAAGACAAGGACAGAAGACCUUGGAUGAGCACUCAUUGGUGGUCCAUCAAGAUAAACCCCAAGAGACCCCAGAUGAAGAAGCACUCCACCUCUUUGCCAGAACCUUGUCUUUUGAGGCAGCCGUUUUGAACAAGAUGGCGGUAUUAAUCCAGAAUUCGAAAUCUGACCUCCUACAAGUUCUUGGUGAUAUUUGGGAUGACAUUGAGAACAUUAAACGAAGUGACAAAGACUGCUUGGCUGUAAUUUAUGCUGAUGUCUUGACAAGGAAGUUGAUGCUAGAGAGUGCGUUGUGUAAAGAACUGGAGAAAGCUGAGAAACCAUCUAAAGACUCAAAUUUAGCGGAACCAAGAGAGGGCAGUGUUUGUGCCGAUGCCACAGUUACCUGUAACGCCUUCUUUAAGGCAGAGCUAGCUUAUUCUGUUCAAAACCUUAAAGUGUGUUAUGAAGAAAAAUUCAGAGCACUGAAAAAGGAGUUGAUUGAAGCCCGCUAUAACCUACAUCAAAGGGAAAUUGCUUUGAAAGCAAUAUUUGAUGCUUCAAAAAGGUCCGAUUUGAAAAGUGUAGUCAAAGAGGUAAAAAAUAACUUGAGUAUUAAUCAGCAGAAGUUAGCUGAUAUCCGACCUCCCGAGCUUGCUCCCUAUAUGGAGCAAAUCGAAAGGGAAGAGGCCAGAAACAUGGCUGAGGAACUCAUAGACAGACAGCUGAUUGGAGAUUUGCCCUCUUGUGAUGUUGAUCCUGUUGAGUCACUAGAAAAUGCACAUGAUAACCUUGUUUCUGAGCUCAAAAACCAGGCAGCAGUCCUUCAUAAGUAUGUACAAGAAAUUGAAAGUGGUGGCAACGAUCCUCGUUUGGCAAAAAUGAUCCAUGGUCUUGUAGGGAACCAAAUUCCACAUAAUUUCACAAGUGCAUCCCUGUAUAUGCGUGAAGCUCUUAUCCAGGCUCAGGUGGCUUAUGUGGCAUGCAGAUUGCGAGCCUUACACAAACAGGAGCUGCUCGGGUAUAAACAAGCACAAGAGAAUAUGGAGGCCCUUGUCCAGCAGCACGCCUCUAGUGUCAGUGUAAUCCAGCAGAAAUAUGAGAAGUCCUUGCAAGAGCAGCGUCUGAACUUUGCACAAACAGUGGCUGAUCUCCAGAUGGAGAACCAAACACUGAAGAGCGAGAUCAACAAACGUAUGAACCAGCUUGCACAGCAUCAUGAGCAGCUGGUCCUCCUGGAGGAGCAUUUCCAGAAGGAGACCAAAGAGCUAAAGCAGAGACAUGAGCAAGAGCUAAACAAGGUGGAGCAAGGCCGCGCUUCCACAGAAUUGGCACUCAUGGAGACCACAGCUGACAGCCAGCGCAAGCUUGAAGUGCUGCUGGUGGACAUGGACACAAUGGAGGAGCAGCAUGAGAAUCACCUGAGGGAAAUGCAGGAGAAGUUCGAGCAGAAAAUCUGUGAGCUGCAGCACAUCCACAAAAAUGAGAUCAAGCAGCUGCAUGCCCAGUACGGAGACCAGAAACGCGUCCAUGAGCACCAAGAAGAAAAUGAAAGCCUAGAGGUACCCAACCUGCUUCAGAGCGAAGAGGUGACGUCCCCAAUGGAAGAGGAGGAGCAGGGCAAAGGUGAGGGUGCACAGACCAUAUCAGAGGUGGACUCCAUGGUGAUUCUUAAAGACAGGAUCCAGGAGCUGGAGAGUCAGAUGAACACCAUGAAGGACAAACUUGAAAACAAGCAUCUGGAAGGAGACGUGGCGAGCCUGAGAGAGAAAUACCAGAGAGACUUUGAAAGUCUUAAGUCCACGUGUGAACGUGGCUUUGCAGCAAUGGAAGAAACACACCAGAAGGUAGUUGAAGAUCUCCAGCGGCAGCAUCAGAGGGAGAUUUCCAAACUUAUGGAAGAGCGAGAGAGACUAUUGGCUGAGGAGACGGCUGCCACAAUUGCUGCUAUUGAAGCCAUGAAAAAUGCACACAAGGAGGAACUGGAGAAGACCCAGCGGUCCCAGCUGAGCGGGCUGAACUCUGACAUAGAUGAGCUUCGACUACAGUAUGAGGAGGAGCUGCGAUCCAUCCACAGGGAGCUGGAGGUGCUGUCAGAGCAGUACUCCCAGAAAUGCCUGGAGAACGCUCACCUGGCCCAGGCGCUGGAGGCCGAGAGGCAGGCCCUCAGGCAGUGUCAGCGCGAGAACCAGGAACUCAACGCUCACAACCAGGAAUUAAAUAAUCGCCUGACCACAGAGAUCACCCGCAUGCGUUCCUGUUUCAGCGGUGAAACGUCGUUGUCGCCAACACAGGGCAAAGACGUGUAUGAGCUGGAGGUUUUGUUGCGAAUUAAGGAGUCAGAGAUUCAGUAUCUUAAACAGGAAAUCCAUUCAUUGAAGGAUGAACUGCAGUCUGCACUAAGGGACAAGAAAUACGCCACAGACAAAUACAAAGACAUUUACACAGAGCUCAGCAUCGUGAAAGCAAAAGCCGACUGUGACAUCAGCAAACUGAAAGAGAAGCUACUGAUGGCGACGGAGGUGCUCGGGGAGAGAACCGUCGACGGAAAGAUCACCUCUGGAUACGAUAUCAUGAAAUCAAAAAGUAAUCCUGACUUCAUGAAAAAAGAACAGUCGACUACAACCGAGCCAAUCAGAGGCGUAAGGUCAAAGAGCCUUAAAGAGGGACUCACGGUGCAGGAGCGCAUGAAGCUUUUUGAGGCAAAAGAUUCCAAAAUGAUCUGAAGAGCAAGAAUCUUCCUCUCUCGUUUUGUUUUUUUUUUUUUUGUUUUGUUUUUUUGGUCAUCUUCAGCUGAGGUUUAGGUAUUCUAACUGAGGUCACGUCCAAACUUGGACCUGUUGUUUUUACGCUUCUCAUAAAUAGUUGUAUUUUACUUUAAAAAUUUCACUAAUUGUGCAGAAAUGUGUCAAAUAAGCUGUGAGGUAUAAGUGACACUUUUUUUUUUUAAGAUAUCUUCUAAAAUGCCAAAAACACACAUAAACACACAUUAGGAAUAAUAUAUAAACCCCAUAUGAACUUAAUAUCUGCUGUAUUUUGCUAUUGUUACAUUUUCUAUAUCUAAUAAUUUUUCUGUACAUAACUACUGGAUGAAGAGUUUAUUGUUUGCUGUCGUUUGUUGGAGUAUCUGCUGUACUUUAAGUAUGGUUCGAGUGAUAGUUGUACACAAUGUGAUGUUAACUUGCUAAUGUGUGCAUUUUUGUAAAAUUGAGUGCGUGUGUGAUUUUUGGGGGGGAGCGUGGGGUGGGGGGUUGCACUUAUCACUUGACUACUUGAGUAAGCUUUUUAUUUUUUCAUCUAUAAUGGUUGUAGUGACUUUAAGCCAAUUAUUGCAGUGCAACCAAACAUUUUCGUGAACAGCCGUGAUUGUUCGUGAUACUGGAUUUUUUUAUAAAGGUAUAUUAAAUGACGAGUUUGUGUUCGCGCAGUUUUGACUUUGGUGUGAGAACAUUUCGUAAUGACCGGCGGUACUAUUUAGGACUCUGCAUGACUGUACAGAAUAAUAUCACGUUGCCUGUUUUCCCUGCAUUAUGCUAAAGCAUGACACUUUUUAAUACUAAUAAGCUUCGCUUAGCAAGUCCGACUGUUGAGGUGUUGACAUUGAAAUAUUUUACUGUAAGCAGACGUCUCCAAGCACUUGGCCCGACCCUUGACCUCUCACUGAAAUCUAGUUGUGCCUCAACAGAGUGAAGAAUACACACAUCCAUGAAACCUGUGCAGCUAUGAAUACACACUGUAUAGUAUUCACACUACACUUUGUACAUAUAUAUAUAUAAAAUGUCACAAGUACAAUGUGUUUUAAAGAUAUAUGUGCUGAGUAGCGUAAUAUACAAAAUAUAUAUGAAUAUUUUUUAUUUUGAAUGUAUAAUGUCAAAUAAAUGUUUUGAAAUCUUGA